This is a messenger RNA of Peniophora sp. CBMAI 1063, 1083 nucleotides long. Lineage: Eukaryota; Fungi; Basidiomycota; Agaricomycetes; Russulales; Peniophoraceae. The record is from the annotation of a GenBank genome assembly.
AUGGACACCGCUACUAUCGCCUCGACGUCUUCUGGCAAGACAGUGGUUCACGAUAACGAACAUGGUCACGACCCGGAGCAUGAGUUCAGGAAAGAGCGCUAUGUUGCAGAUGUGGGAGUGCCUGAGCUACUGCAUUUUGAGCUAGAUCCCAAGCCGCAGGGGUACUAUACUCGCUAUCCCAACGGCUGGUCGAGAAUAAGAGAGUACAUACGAGAGCCUGCGGCGGAAGCCUUGGGCACCUUUAUUCUCUGCCUCGUCGGUGUCGGCGUCAAUCUACAGGUCGGACUAAGCUCGAAUACGGAGAUUGCUCCCUCAGCACGCGGGGAUUACUUGUCGAACUCUUUUGGAUGGGCUCUUGGCGCAGCAUGCGGUGUCUGGAUCUCGGGUGGUGUUUCUGGAGGGCAUAUCAACCCCGUUGUAACUUUGUGUAUGGCUAUCUUCCGGUCUUUCCCCUGGAAGAAAGUGCCAGGCUAUGUCCUCGCUCAAGUCCUAGGCGCCUUCUUGGGUUCCUUAGUUGCGUAUGGAAACUACUUCCACGCAAUCGAUCUCGUUGAAGGCUCCGGGGUGCGCACAGUCCCGGGAACUGCGUCGUUCUUCACAAGCUAUGCGCUCGACUACGUUAGCGACUUAAACUGCUUCUGGGACGAGUUCAUCUGCUCCUUCAUCUUGCUCUUGGUCGUCUUCGCCGUGACCGAUCGCAACAAUGGACCACCGCCUGCCGGUCUCGUGCCGUUGGCCAUCUUCUCCGCAAUGUUCAUCAUCAUCGCUGGCUUCGGUCUGCAGACAUCCUUCGCCAUCAACCCCGCGCGCGACCUAGGUGUCAGGAUCAUGACUGCGCUUGUUGGCUACGGCGAACCGGUAUGGAGCUAUCGCAGGCAGUUCUGGUUAUGGUGUUGCAUAUGCGGUCCUUUAGCCGGUGGACUGGUCGCCGCCUUCGUCUACGAGGCAUUGAUAGCUACCGGCGAGGAUAGUCUUCUCAAUCGGCCGAGUCGAGCCGCGCGCCAAUGGACGCGUGCUCAGGAGCUUGCCCGCGAACGGCUGGCGGCUUCACGAAGCGUAGUAGAGGCGGGACAGAUAGUGUAA